Messenger RNA from Amphimedon queenslandica, 984 nucleotides. RefSeq lists its product as uncharacterized. NCBI's taxonomy places the organism in Eukaryota, Metazoa, Porifera, Demospongiae, Haplosclerida, Niphatidae. The coding region runs from base 72 to 932 and encodes 286 amino acids. The transcript has 7 exons. Gene Ontology annotation, biological process: regulation of sodium ion transport. The record is from RefSeq and is a predicted model, not a curated record.
UACCACCGUAAAACAUCGCACACUGCUUCGAAGAUUAAUUAUAACAUAUCGCUCUCGACGCUGGAACAAGUAUGCUUGAGACUCAUACCACAGAGCAGUCAUUACAAAAAAUGGGAAAGAAAAAAUGGAACGAGAAAAUUAUCUAUGCCCUUUAUAUAAUCUCUACUCUAAUCAUACUUGUAACUAUUGAAAGAAUGGUCAUUGAUGUUUUUGGUGAAAUGUGGUUCACAAUGAUCAUAAAUGCUCUUACAGGAAUCUCUUCAAUGCUUUGCAUACUGGGACUUUACUUUCGUAAGAAAACUGCAGUCAUUGUGUAUAUCCUUCUUGCUUUCAUCACACUUGGAAUUAACAUCACCGUCAUGCUGAUGUAUAACAAUGUCGGUCUAUUGAAAGGAACUGAGCAGUAUCUUUCACUUCCAAUGAGAGGCGAAAGCUGGUGGAAUAAUCAUGGUUUCUUUUGCUAUCAAGUUUGCAAUAGUGGCUCAUCAUCACAAAAUAAUAACAACAACAACAACAAUGACAAUAAUAAUAAUAAUAACAUGGAAGGUAGUGGAGAUACACUCUUGCUGACUGAUGGCACACUCUUGAGUGCAGGAGAGGAUCCAACAACUAUUUAUGGAUCAGGAGAUCCAGUUUCAACACAGGCUUGCUUCAUAACUUAUGCAGUAAUAGAGACAACACAUUCAGCAGCUAAUGCUUUCUUAAUAUUGCUUACAGUUUUUCUUGCAAUGUUGAUGCUAUGUACUGUAAAGAAAGCAGAAGGGAAUGAGCUUGAGUCGCUUCGCUGCAUGAAUGUGGGCCGAUAUGGAGGAGAGGCUGUACGAAAUCACGAGCCACAAUCAGGAAGGAGGCGUCAGUCGUAUUACAAGCUCUCUGAUUCAUUUGACACUAUUGGGACUGUAAGAGGAGGGAGUUCAUCAUCCUCCAUGUAGUAAUCGUUGUCUUGUUUUAAUUUUCCCGACCAUAAAAUUUAAUUUUAAUUGA